Rattus rattus (black rat) is the source of this 672-nucleotide messenger RNA. RefSeq names its product serine/threonine/tyrosine-interacting protein-like. The coding region runs from base 1 to 672 and encodes 223 amino acids. NCBI's taxonomy places the organism in Eukaryota, Metazoa, Chordata, Mammalia, Rodentia, Muridae. The transcript has 2 exons. Gene Ontology annotation, cellular component: cytoplasm; nucleoplasm. Gene Ontology annotation, biological process: regulation of ERK1 and ERK2 cascade; negative regulation of SCF-dependent proteasomal ubiquitin-dependent catabolic process; negative regulation of protein binding. The record is from RefSeq and is a predicted model, not a curated record. Gene Ontology annotation, molecular function: F-box domain binding; protein tyrosine/serine/threonine phosphatase activity.
AUGGAGGACAUGAAACUAGAGUUUCCCUCACUCCCGCAGUGCAAAGAUGAUGCUGAGGAGUGGACUUACCCUAUGAGACGAGAGAUGCAGGAAGUUUUGCCUGGAUUGUUCUUAGGCACCUACUCUUCUGCUAUGCAAAGCAAGCUACCCAUAUUGCAGAAACAUGGCAUAACUCAUAUAAUUUGCAUAUGGCAAAAUAUUGAAGCAAACGUUACUAAACCAAACUUUCAACAAUUAUUUAGAUAUUUAGUCUUGGAUAUUGCUGAUAACCCAGUUGAAAACGUAAUAUGCUUUUUUCCUAUGGCUAAAGAGUUUAUUGACAGAAGCUUACAAAACGGAGGGAAAGUUCUUGUCCAUGGGAAUGCAGGUAUCUCUAGAAGUGCCGCCUUUGUCAUUGCGUACAUCAUGGAGGCAUUUGGGAUGAAGUACAGAGACGCAUUUGCUUAUGUCCAAGAAAGGAAAUUUUGCAUUAAUCCUGAUGCCGGAUUUGUCCACCAACUUCAGGAAUAUGAAGCCAUCUACUUAGCAAAAUUAACAAUACAGAUGAUGUCACCACUCCAGGUAGAAAGGUCGUUAUCUGUUCGUUCUGGUACUACAAUUAGUGUGAAGAGAACAUGUGAAGAAGAUGAUGACUUUGGGAACAGGCAAGUGGCAACUGCACAGAAUGACUGA